This is a messenger RNA of Naegleria lovaniensis, 306 nucleotides long. RefSeq lists its product as uncharacterized. The record is from RefSeq and is a predicted model, not a curated record. Lineage: Eukaryota; Heterolobosea; Eutetramitea; Acrasida; Naegleriidae. The transcript has a single exon. Bases 1 to 306 code for a protein of 101 amino acids.
AUGCAAUCUAAUCUCACAACUAAUACCUCAACACCAACAACAAACGCAUCAAUGAUCGAUGCUAGCAGUAAAAAGAAGCCAGUAUUACUCGCUGGUGAUUUUGCAAGCACGGGACGAAUUGGUAUUUCCUGUGGCGCCUAUGAUACUCCUCUCUUUCAAGAGAAGUUACGAAGAAAUCGAAUGAUGAAUGCAAGUGCUCCAUCGAAUAUAACGACUUCAACGAAUGAGUCGACGACUUUGAAUAGCACGAUCAGUAGUAAUGUGUCGAAAUCGCCAAAGAAGGAACAAGAAGACACGAUUAUUUAA